GUCACGUCUGGUCAUGCAGGUCGUGUGUAUGGUCACAUCCGUAUUCCUCGUAAACUACCCUUAAUGCCUCAGGCAUUAGGACUAACUGUCUCCAAUCACCUUCCUAUCCGAGGCAUGCUUGCUUGGUUGCUUCAUCUCCUCAUUCUCAUACUAGCACUGGUGCCCACCUCAACACCUUCUCUCUGUCCACAGCCAUUGACUGCAAAAGCUAUCCAAUCUCUACUUCCUAUCUCGCACAAACAUCUCCUGCUUCUCUUCGUACAAUACACCCUUCCUCCACAAACAUCUUCCACCACAAAUCACCCAGACCAGGGUAUCUACCUCUCAGACUAACCCCCGUGACGUCACCGUACGCAUACCGAGGGCGCAACUCCAGAACAGCUGAGAACCAUAACCAUAAUAACCACAACCUGCAGCGCCCUUCCAGGCCCCUCUCAUUCCAUCUCAUCCUUAUAAUUCAUU
Molecule: messenger RNA, 462 nt
Organism: Aspergillus vadensis CBS 113365
Lineage: Eukaryota; Fungi; Ascomycota; Eurotiomycetes; Eurotiales; Aspergillaceae
Exons: 1
Coding region: 64-333 (89 amino acids)
Source: RefSeq, a predicted model, not a curated record